GCUUCUGGCUGGAAGGAGUCUUGAAAUUCAGUGUUGUGGUCUGAGGAGGUCUCAGUCUGCAUCUCAGGCUGACUGGGACCACAUAUUUGGGACCAAAGCUCCCCGCUGGUGCGAACUUCCUGUCUCUCAAAGUCGUCAAUCAUUCUGUUGCAGACUGUGAUGUGAACACACGUCGGUAUCAGCUAGCUUUCUUUUGUUAAUGAUCGGAAACAGACAAGACGCUCAGCUAAACUGUAUUUAUUGCCAUAUGCAAGUGGACAUUACCAAAGAUAAGUAAUUAAUAAGUAAGAUAAGUAUUACAUCAACCCAUGCAUUUAAACUCGACCGCUGAUAUAAUCAAGGGACUUACCUGUUUGGAAACACUUACUAGGUCGACAGUUUUCUCUCCUUGUAUUCUGAAUGUUGUACUAAAACAAUAUAAGCCUCACUAGCUUACGUUCUCCAUGAUCGACUAGCUUCAACAAACGACAGCGCACUUCCGUGUUUUGUGACUAAUGAUUGGAUAUAAAAUAUGCCGGUCAAAUGUCUGCUAUAUGAUUGGCUUAUUAUGGCAACGAGUGUCAAACUACAGCGCGAUGGUGACUAAUGAUUCGACAUAAAAUAUGUCGGUCAAAUAGGUUUGCCGAUGAUUGGCUCAUUGUGAUUUCCGGUUAAUAACUCUGCAGCUGAUUGGCUAUCCACUUGCCAGUCCGGAAGUAAAUCCCUGGUCAGACUCGUCGCAGCUCAGGUGUGUCAUGCCACUGCUGGGAGAGCCGGUGUAGGAGAUGCGAGCUGUGUUGCGUCUGGCAGUCGUGGCGGUCCCAAUGGGGGUGCUGCUGUCCCGGACCAUGGCUUGGAUGUCCAGUGGCAAAACGCAUCAAGAGCUCAUAACCAGACUGAGGGAUCAUGGUGUGAUCCACAGUGACAGAGUGUUUGAUGCCAUGCUGGCCACAGACAGAGGAAUCUACACCAGAGAUUAUCCAUAUGCAGACUCUCCACAGUCUAUAGGCUUUCGAGCCACCAUCAGUGCACCACACAUGCACGCCCAUGCUUUGGAGCUGCUGAGUGACAAACUCACCGAAGGCGCAUCAGCCUUAGAUGUGGGUUCAGGAAGUGGAUAUCUCACUGCCUGCUUUGCACGAAUGACAGGUAAGAGUGGCAGAGUGGUGGGUGUUGAACACAUUGAUGAACUGGUACAAAUUUCAAUCAAAAACGUCCAAGCUGAUGACCCAGAACUUAUCUCCUCUGGACGCGUCCGACUUGUUGUAGGAGACGGUAGGCUUGGAUACCCAGAGGGAGCUCCAUAUGAUGCCAUUCAUGUCGGUGCAGCUGCAGCCACUGUUCCUAAAGCUCUCUUGGAGCAGCUGAAGCCUGGCGGGCGGUUGGUGCUCCCAGUGGGCCCUGAUGGUGGCAGUCAGGUGCUAGAACAGUACGAUCGUCAGACUGAUGGGACCGUUCUCAAAAAAGCUUUGAUGGGAGUGGUUUAUGUCCCCUUGACAGACAAGAGACGACAGUGGCCUGGUGGCGAGCUCUGACUGCAGUGUGGUUGCCCCUGCAGGAGGUGGCGCUGGUGCUGCAUGCCUUCAGCCCUAUAGUUCCCUUGUCGUUUCCAAGGCUUCCUUGCUGAAUUGUCACCUAGACGUGCACAAGGAGGAUCUGGCGCUGUUCGCCCAACUCACUGUCUUUCUCGAGCAAUAACAGUGAGCGUUUGAAUGAGUGCACAUCUGGGAAUGUUGUCAACGUAGGAUUCAUGGGAAAACCUUGUGAUAGUGACCUCGCAAUUUACACUUUGUGUGUUUCUUAGACGAAUGUUUGAGGCUUGAAUUUCGUAAGCAAGUUGGCAGACUUUGGUUUUAAAUCCAGCCAUAAGUAAGAGCGAGCACAAAAACAAGCCAAGUAAUAACAGCAGCUUAGAGUAAAUUCUAUUUUAUGCUAGCAAGUGUUAUUCCAUACGGCAUAUCUACAAGCUGUAUUAUUAUGUAAAAUAUGCUGAGAUUGUGCCAAACAUGAUUAGUUCAGGAGAGAAAUGUUUUCUUUAUCAGACUUAUUAAAAAAAACAAAACUCUUGAUACCGAAUGUUACAUAAUUUACAAAUCUAAAACGAAAUAGAAUUUUGUGACCGUUUAGGUCACUACUCCAUAAAUAUUAGCAUUAUCGAUAUAUCUGACCUACCUUGUGAGUGUUUUAAUCCACCAUGUUAAAAUGUUACAUUUUAUUAUUAAAUAUUACUUCUGUACAAUAGUUAGUUGUGGCUUUGAAUUUGUAUUGUGUGCUGUUGUACUAUUUUUUUUUUUUUUGGAAGAAAAAUUUUUUUAUUCACGUUAAAUUUACAGUGGUCCCUCGUUAUAACCCUUGUGGAUUCGCUGUUUCAUGUUUUUUUUUUUUAUGCAAUUUUGCACGUUUUUUUUUUUUUUUACAGCAUAUGAAUGCGCAUUGCGUACUGUAUCCUUGUGGCUAUUAGAGUGAUCUGCUUUGUUGUAUGUGUCUGUUAUUGUAUUUCCUACUGCUACCAGUAGAGGGUGCUGUAUACUCAUGUGAGAGUUGAAGAUGUGUACAGGAACCCACAGUAGACAUAGCCGGCUAAAUAUAAAGCCACAACAGUCCUUAUUGGCUAAGAGAGAUCCCGCCUAUUGUGUUCUGCGUCCUGAUUGGCUGUAUACCAUUGUCAAUCAAUCUCCUUCGUGCCGUUUCCUGUUGUGGUCAAUGGUCACUGUCACUACCAGUAUGUACCCGGAACGCAAACGGUGCGGCGCACGCUCGAGGACUACGUCACUUCGUCCUUUAGCACAUUUUUACGACAGCGCUCUGCGGCGUCACGCGCUGUGGUAGAAUUUUUUAAAUGUAUGAAUAUAAAAUGUCAAUAACCAUACUUCAUAUAUGUCAUAUAUUGGGAGGUGAUUUUAUGAGUGACUCUUGUUAAAUUACUUGGUUAGCAUGCGGAUGUUUCUAUCGUAUUAUGACAUCCACCAAGACUGAGCUAUGUAAAAACGUAAGCAAUGCAAGUAGCGCAGACGUAAACGUCCUAUCUGGUUACAUGUAACAUACAUGAAUAAAUACAAUAAAACACAUCAAAUGCAGUGAUAUUUCAAUGUAAACAACCAUAACGUGAGUGCAAUGAUAGAUUAAUCUAGAGGAUUAAGCUAGAUAUUUUUCUAAACGGAGAAAUACCAUCCAUCCAAACAUAUCUUCCAAGCAAAUGCUUUCGUGUGUGUUUUUUCAGGGGUGAAAAAAACUUAAAAUAAUUUAUGGAACUAAGAUAAGAGGGCUUAUAAAUUGUCCACUUGCACCGUGGAUAUGAUAUGAGAAAAAAAAGAUUGAUUAUGUUGUAGUUUCUCCAAUUUCUAUCUUUAUUAAUAACGUUUUCUGCCGUAAAAUAGAUCGACGGAUGGCGUGCCUAACAUGUGACUGCCAAAAAAUAGGCAGACCGGAUCAAGACGCGUUCUGCACAUGUACUAGUUGAACCGAUUGCGUUCCGGGUACGUAUUGCAUAGUGAGUCGCUAGCUAACUGUGUGAGAUGCUUGCUAAUCACCAAUAAACAAUAGAAGAAGAAGAAGC
Dunckerocampus dactyliophorus (ringed pipefish) is the source of this 3535-nucleotide messenger RNA. RefSeq names its product l-isoaspartyl protein carboxyl methyltransferase, like (gene pcmtl). The record is from RefSeq and is a predicted model, not a curated record. The coding region runs from base 765 to 1514 and encodes 249 amino acids. The transcript has 9 exons. Gene Ontology annotation, biological process: protein modification process. Gene Ontology annotation, cellular component: cytoplasm. NCBI's taxonomy places the organism in Eukaryota, Metazoa, Chordata, Actinopteri, Syngnathiformes, Syngnathidae. Gene Ontology annotation, molecular function: protein-L-isoaspartate (D-aspartate) O-methyltransferase activity.